Meloidogyne enterolobii is the source of this 764-nucleotide messenger RNA. Lineage: Eukaryota; Metazoa; Nematoda; Chromadorea; Rhabditida; Meloidogynidae. The record is from the annotation of a GenBank genome assembly.
UUUAUCAACCACCCACAAAUUAGCUCCAUUAUGGAGGAAGAAGAGGAGGAAUGUUUGCAUUAUUUGACUAAAUUAGAGAUUGAAGAAUUUGAGGAUAUUAAAGCUGGUUAUAAAAUUAAGUUUACAUUUGAUGUCAAUCCUUAUUUUGAAAAUACUGAAAUUUUCAAAGAAUAUAAUUGGUCAGGUGCUGACCCGCGUUGUUCUUCUACUCCAAUCCAAUGGAAACCGGGAAAACAAAAGCAAUUAAUGAAUGGUGCUGGAAAGAAUGGUGCAGAAAAUAGAAGCUUUUUUAAAUGGUUAUGUGAAGAAUCUGAUCCAAUGGCUGAUGAUAUUGCUGAAGUAAUUAAAGACGAUAUUUGGCCAAAUCCACUUCAAUAUUAUUUGGCACCAGAAGUUGAGGCAGCUGACGAAGAAGGGUGUGAAGAAGACGAUGAUGGUGGUUUGACUGAGGAAUAUGGUGGAUAUGAAGAUGGAAAUGGUAAUUUUGGGGGUGAAUAGAAAUUUUAAAGUAAAUUUGGUUUUUUUGAGAAAUUCAAUCCUCCUCUAUUUUAUUGGUUUUAACAGUUCUAUUUUUAAAAUACCAAAAUAAAUAUAUUUUGAUUAAUUAAUUGUAUUUUUAGAAUUAAAUAAAUAAACAGAACAUUAAAAAUUGACCUCCUCUUUCCCUACAUUCAUCUGCAUAUUUUUGCAUUUUUUGUCAAGUUUAACAUUCUCUCCCAUUUUUCUUGCUUUUUCUGUUAUGGGAAUAUUUAAUAAACUAUUUA